AUGCCGGAGAAAGUUGUAUUCAAGUUGGAAGUUUUUGAGGAAAGAAUCAGACGGAGAGCUAUGAAAGUUGUAUGUGACUUCCCAGGCGUUACUUUGAUAGACGUGAAGGAAAAAGGUAAACUAAAGGUGACCGGAGAGUUUGAUAAGUUUGAAAUGACGAAGAAACUGAGGAAGGUAUACGAAUAUGUUGAUAUCGCGGUUCCGGAUGGAGAACCGGUUAAAAUUCAGAAAGUGGUUAAAAAGCCUGAACCGAAAGUGGUUAAAAAGCCUGAACCGAAACUGAAGAAAGCACCAUCUUACCGCGGUUGGAAUUUGGGUUUCUUUAAGUAAAUUGAUUUGAAGUUGUGAUCGGGUUUGAUGACCAUGAUGGACUACUACUGUAUUCUACUGAUAUUUCGUCUCAUUUUCUGAAACAAAAUGGUUUGUCCAU
This is a messenger RNA of Capsella rubella, 430 nucleotides long. Its product is annotated as heavy metal-associated isoprenylated plant protein 10. The record is from RefSeq and is a predicted model, not a curated record. Lineage: Eukaryota; Viridiplantae; Streptophyta; Magnoliopsida; Brassicales; Brassicaceae.